Molecule: messenger RNA, 2728 nt
Organism: Otolemur garnettii (small-eared galago)
Lineage: Eukaryota; Metazoa; Chordata; Mammalia; Primates; Galagidae
Gene: AGBL2
Product: ATP/GTP binding protein like 2
Exons: 19
Coding region: 1-2706 (901 amino acids)
Biological process (GO): proteolysis
Molecular function (GO): metallocarboxypeptidase activity; zinc ion binding
Source: RefSeq, a predicted model, not a curated record
AUGUUCCCAGCAUUGGAAACAGAGCUGAAGCAGGAGGCUCAUCCUGAUCCCUAUGAAGACUUUAUGUACCAUCACCUUCGGUAUUAUGGCUACUUUAAAGGACAGAGAGGCAGUUUAACAGAAUCUGCUACACAUCAGCGUGUUUGGAAGAAUAAACCUCGACACCUGUUGAACAGCUCUUUUGGGGAAAGAGAUGAUUUUAUAUCAGACACCCUGCAAAAAGAGAAGCUUCUAUGGUCUACCUGUUUACCUUCAGCUGGGCAGAAACAGAUAGAAGCUGUAAGCAGAGCCUGGAAUUCAUGUCUGAUGGGCACUGAGGGGCUGUCAGCAUUUAUUAAAGUUCCUAAGGAGGAAAAGAAAGAUGUUCACUUACUCCCUUUCCCUUUGGCAGAUUCAUUUACGCUGAGUUCACCAAUUCUUAGAACCAGACAGCUUCUUUAUGAUGAGUUAGACAGAGUAUACCCACGUCUUCGAGAACCCCAAGAGCUCUUUGGCUUUUUCUCUACCAACGGGCCACUGGAAGCUCCAAGAUGGCCAAUAGAAUGUGAGGUCAUCAAGGAAAACGUUCAUCAUAUUGAAUGGGUUCCACCUCAACCAGAAUAUUUCUAUCAAUCUACAGGAAAUGAAAAGGUACCAGAAAUUGUAGGAGAGGAAAAAGGCAAAAUUGUCUAUCAAUUAGAUUCAGUGCCCACAGAAGGUUCCUAUUUCACCAGUUCCCGAGUAGGAGGCAAACGAGGAAGUAUCAAGGAACUUGCUGUCACCUUGCAAGGACCAGAAGACAAUACUCUAUUGUUUGAAUCAAGGUUUGAGAGUGGGAAUCUACAAAAAGCUGUCAGAGUAGACACCUAUGAGUAUGAACUCACCUUGCGAACUGACCUCUACACAAACAAACAUACUCAAUGGUUUUAUUUUCGGGUUCAGAACACCAGAAAAGAUGCCACCUAUCGCUUCACCAUCGUCAAUUUGCUAAAACCCAAGAGCCUUUAUACCAUAGGGAUGAAGCCACUCAUGUACUCCCAGUUGGAUGCCAACAUCCACAACAUUGGCUGGAGGAGAGAAGGAAAUGAAAUUAAGUACUAUAAGAACAACACAGACGAUGGGCAGCAGCCCUUCUACUGUCUCACGUGGACCAUUCAGUUUCCACAUGACCAGGACACUUGCUUCUUUGCACACUUCUACCCAUAUACAUACACCAAUUUGCAAUGCUACCUCCUGUCAGUGGCAAACAACCCCAUCCAGUCUCAGUUCUGCAAGCUCCGAACUCUAUGUAGGAGUCUAGCAGGAAAUACUGUCUACCUGCUUACCAUCACCAAUCCAUCCCAGACCCCUCAACAGGCAGCUGCAAAGAAAGCUGUGGUCUUGAGUGCCAGAGUCCACCCUGGGGAAAGUAAUGGCUCCUGGAUUAUGAAAGGCUUUCUGGAUUUCAUCCUUAGCAACUCCCCAGAUGCCCAGCUCCUCAGAGAUAUCUUUGUCUUCAAGGUGGUUCCCAUGUUAAAUCCAGAUGGUGUGAUUGUGGGAAAUUAUCGAUGUUCCUUGGCUGGAAGGGACUUGAACAGGCAUUAUAAAACCAUUCUGAAGGAGACUUUCCCUUGCAUUUGGCACACCAGGAACAUGAUCAAAAGACUUCUUGAAGAAAGAGAGGUUCUCUUGUAUUGUGAUUUCCAUGGCCACAGCCGUAAGAAUAAUAUCUUCUUGUAUGGCUGUAAUAACAACAAUCGCAAGUAUUGGCUUCAUGAGCGAGUCUUUCCUUUAAUGUUAAGCAAAAAUGCACCAGAUAAGUUCUCCUUUCAUAGUUGUAAUUUUAAGGUCCAAAAGUGCAAAGAAGGAACAGGAAGAGUCGUGAUGUGGCGGAUGGGAAUCCUAAACAGCUACACUGUGGAGACUACUUUUGGCGGGUCCACCCUGGGUAGUAAAAGAGACACCCACUUUACCACUGAAGAUCUGAAGUCCCUAGGUUAUCUUGUCUGUGACACUCUUCUUGAUUUCUGUGAUCCUGACCAAACCAAGUUUACUCAGUGUCUAGCAGAGCUUAAAGUACUCUUACAACAGGAAAUCCACAAGAAAUUAAAUGUACUUAGACAAGAUAUGGAUUUAGAAGGAAGUUGGAGUGACAUCUCUUUGUCUGACAUUGAAUCCAGCACCAGUGGUUCUGACAGCUCUCUUUCAGAUGGUCUUCCUGUUCACCUACUGAACAUAGCAGAUGAGCUGAAUCAGAAGAAGAAGGUGCUUAAGAAGAAAAAAAAGAAGAAGAAGCUGCUUCAGUCUAGGAAACAGCGAAAUGAGCAGUAUCAGAAAAGUAACUUGAUGCGGGAGUUAAAGUUAACAGAAGAUAACCCAGAAAGAGCAAGAUAUACUUCUACUCUACAAAAGCAGCCUACCUUUUUGAAAAAUUCAGAAAUUUCCUGUUCUUCAACAAUGGAAAAUGAAAAACCAAGGUCGAAUGAGACCAAUUUAAUUGGAAGAGACAAAGGCACCUCUCUGGACCCGUCAGUGACUACCCUGAUUCUGACUAAGAAUAAAGAGAAAAUGCAGAAUAAGAAACCAGGCUUUACAGUAUCAUGCACUCCAAAGAGAAGCACAAACUCAAGCCAAGAGCCAGUUCCAGAUAUGAAGCCAAACUGGCCUAGAAACAGAUAUCCUGCCACAAAAAGAGACCGUGCUACCAUGGUGGCAUACCCAUCCUUGCACAUAUACACAUAUCCAUAGGUGCUCUCGGGCUAUGCCACAC